Messenger RNA from Adineta ricciae, 867 nucleotides. The record is from the annotation of a GenBank genome assembly. NCBI's taxonomy places the organism in Eukaryota, Metazoa, Rotifera, Eurotatoria, Adinetida, Adinetidae.
AUGAGGCAAGCUCGAUCGUCUUUCAACUCGCAAAAUGACGAAAACGCACGACUGGAACGCCGAAGAAAUCGAUUUGCUAAUGAAUCAACGAUUCAAUCAAGCAAAUCAAACAUCGAUCCGGACCAACCAUUGAUAGGUACAUGUGAAACAUUAGAGAAAAGCUAUCUUCGUCUGACAAGUGCACCAGAUCCUUCAAUAAUUCGACCAUUAUAUGUACUUGAAAAGGCAUUUCCGUUUAUUAUGGAUAAAUAUAAAGCAAACGAUGAUUGGUCGUAUGUAAGCAGUCAGUUGAAAAGUAUCCGACAGGAUCUGAUGGUUCAAUGUAUACGAAACAAUUUUACGGUGCGAGUUUACGAAGAAAAUGCUCGACUUGCACUUGAAAUGGGUGAUCGUGAUCAAUUUGUUCAAUGUCAAACUCAAUUAGAAGCUUUGUAUGACAGUGAUGAUUGCACUCGAAGUAACCUAGCUGAAUUUCUUAUCUAUCGUUUACUCUAUUCGUUGCUAAUCAAUGAUUAUAAAAGAGUGAAUCGAAUCUUAAUCGAUAUUAAUCGAGUGACGAAAACAGAAGACUUGAAUACAACUCUGCAGUUCUGUUCCGCUUUUCGCCGAAAGAAUUACAUGCAACUGUUCGUAUUCUACAAAUCCUUGCCAAGACUGGCUCAAUGCUUAGUCAAUCUCUUUCUGGAUAUUUAUCGUAAGCAAAUCAUCGAAAUUCUCAUAUGGGGGUUUUCUCCAACAUUUCCAAUGGAAGUUGUGACAUCGAUGUUAGCAUACGACUCGGAUGAACUCUGUCAGGAACAUCUUCGUUCACUUGGCAUCAAAUUUACUCCGGAUAUCCCAAUGGCUAUUGAUUGUAAAACAAUUUGA